This is a messenger RNA of Hydractinia symbiolongicarpus, 2073 nucleotides long. Its product is annotated as S-formylglutathione hydrolase-like. The coding region runs from base 405 to 1382 and encodes 325 amino acids. The record is from RefSeq and is a predicted model, not a curated record. Gene Ontology annotation, biological process: formaldehyde catabolic process. Lineage: Eukaryota; Metazoa; Cnidaria; Hydrozoa; Anthoathecata; Hydractiniidae. Gene Ontology annotation, cellular component: cytosol. Gene Ontology annotation, molecular function: S-formylglutathione hydrolase activity. The transcript has a single exon.
GAUAACGGUUUGAUGAUGAUGUUUUUCUCUCAUGUAUAUCGAAUAUCUAUGUUUGUCUGGUCUCAGCUUCGAAUCUGAUUUGAAUGAUUAAUGUUGUUGUUAUAAACUUUUUCUAGGCAUUCAGUGACACGGGUUGGUAUUCCUUUUAUUCGUUUAUUUGAUGAGAUUUGAGGUCGUUUCUCUUGAGAACUUGAUUUUCAGUGGUUUUUAAGCUCAAAAAAGCCGGCGUGUGGCGCGAUAUUUGUUGAGUUUGCGGGGCAACUAGGCGGGGAUCAAUCUGGUUUUACGUUAUGCCAUUAAGUACCUUGUGUUAGGUAUAUAUUUUAGGUGCGUCGUGGUCGCCCGCACUAAAUUAAUGCUGGCUAAACUUUUCUUUCAUGCUAUCCAUGCGUGUGUACACAUAGAUGUGGUUAAAAACCUUCAUUGGCAGGACAGCUUCUUACAACUCUUUUUUAAAAGUUGUGGCACGUGUUUCAACAGUGUUGACAGUCAAGCCUGUUUAUCCUAGACGCACGUUAUUAGCAAUGGCUUCUAUAUUAGAAGAGAAAUCAUCCGUAGUUUCCUUUGGGGGGUAUCAAAAAGUAUUUUCUCAUGACAGUGUUGAGACAAAAACGAAAAUGUUUUUUGCAAUUUUUCUUCCACCAAAGGCAGAAAGUGAAAAGUGUCCUGUAUUGUAUUGGCUGUCUGGAUUAACCUGCAAUGAACAGAAUUUUAUCACUAAAGCAGGUGCUCAAAGAGUUGCAUCCGAGCUUGGUCUGAUAAUAGUUUGUCCUGAUACAAGUCCUCGUGGGUGUUCCAUUCCAGGAGAAGACGACUCAUGGGAUUUUGGAACAGGUGCAGGUUUUUAUGUUGAUGCAACUGAAGAAAAAUGGAAAAACAAUUACAGAAUGUAUUCAUAUGUAACCAAGGAGUUGACAGAAAUAGUGGAAAACAAUUUCCCUGCUGUAAAAGGAAAGCAGUCCAUAUUUGGCCAUAGCAUGGGAGGGCAUGGAGCACUCGUUUGUGGUUUAAAGCAUCCAGGAAAGUACUUAUCGAUUUCUGCUUUUGCACCUAUUUGCAAUCCCAUGAACUGCCCUUGGGGUAUCAAAGCAUUUAAUGGAUAUCUUGGAGAAAAUAAACAGUCAUGGAAGGAAUAUGAUGCAUGUGAACUUGCUGCAAACUAUUCAGGACCUGAGAUCAGGAUCAUGUGUGACCAGGGAACAGAGGAUGGAUUUCUAAAGCAAGAUCAGCUUUUGCCAGAUAACCUUGUUGCUGCCUGUAGCGAGAACGAUAAAAUCCAUUGUGUGUCAAGACUUCAGAAAGGUUAUGAUCACAGCUAUUAUUUCAUUGCAACAUUUGUUGAAGAGCAUAUACGCUUUCAUGCAGAAACUCUGUUAAAAUAAAACAAAACAAAUAAGUGCAGGCGAAUCAUUCUCGCUUUUUAUUUUCAAAAAACAUUGGAUACAAGAAGUAGUUAAUGUUUGUUCUUUUAUAUGUUUUAUUUAGAAAUGUUUUUUUAAUUUAUAUAAAAUGGUUGUGUGUGUUUAUGUGGUGUCCUUGUUUUUGUAUUGUUUAUUUUAUAAUAAGUGCUGCAAAUAAUUUAUUUUUGAAAUUUGAGUUAAAUUUUAAACUUACUAUUGCAGUAAGAUUGUUGUUUUCCAUUAACACCAUUUGUAUUUGAUUCUUUAUGUGCACUAUUGUAUAUAAUAUCAUCCACUUUAUUUUUAAAAAAUUAAUGAGUGGGCUUGAGUGUUUUACCAUAAAAUAAAACUGUUAAUUCAUAAAACAAAAAAAUACAUUAGAAUUUGGCACAGCAAGCCAUGAGGAAAGAAUCACAUGCAUAUGUCAUAUUAAAAUUUAGAGAGAAUUAUAUAUUAGAUAUUAUAAAAAUUGCAUAAAACUUGUACCCUGACUUAUAAUUUGUUGUUAGCCUUCUUAGAUUACCUUGAGUUGAUUUGUGAAACUUAUUUUUGUGAGGUCUAUAAAAAUAGUCAUGGAAAUAUUUUGCAAAGUUUUUUUUGCAAAUUAACCAUUUUACGGUUUGUUGUGAAUAAUUAAUUUUAAAAAUAUAGUAUUUUUUCGCAAUCUAAUUUA